Molecule: messenger RNA, 483 nt
Organism: Trypanosoma brucei brucei TREU927
Lineage: Eukaryota; Euglenozoa; Kinetoplastea; Trypanosomatida; Trypanosomatidae
Exons: 1
Coding region: 1-483 (160 amino acids)
Source: RefSeq, a predicted model, not a curated record
AUGAAAGCCCGUUCCUCCCGCCCAGUGACAACAAUAACGGUGACAUCAGAAGAAACCAUUCAAACGCACAAUGCACGUGAUACCCCACGGACAUUUGAGUACAAAACCAAAAGGAAUGAACUCAUGCGAAGGUUGGAGGAAAUGCGAAAUGCGUUGGAAGAAGAUAAUAAUAAUAAUAAUAAAGGAUCACGUGUGAAACUUUGUUAUUAUGAUAUUACAUUUAAUUGCAGGGAUCCCGUCGAUGUUACUGUUAUGAGUGGCUUUCAGAGAUUUGAGGGACUCGGGGACACAUUAAGCGGACACAUGAAAUGCGAAGAAGAUGACAGGCACAAAUUUGUGGGGUUAAUUAAAGAAAUUAUUCAAUUGGAUGUGAGUCACCGCGCGAGGAAUAUGGACAAAAGUGAAAUUGCGGUAGUGAGGAUUGCAGCAAACUUCAAGGAACUUAACAGCACCUUCACGAGAAGCGCGGCAACACUCCUUUGA